UGGAUCUUUAUUUUCCUCGUCGACCACUCCACUGUAUAGUACCCUGUACCAUCCUCGGCAUACAGCGGAAACCAAGGAAAUUACACCAUUCCUUAAUUGUCACCGCCACAAGGGCAACAGUUUGUGUUGUCGAUGUAUGAUGAAACCGGGUCGUUAUGGGGGGUACAACUGAUCUGUUACAAGUGGCAGGGCCCACCAAUGGCUCCAGCUGCAACACAACUUUGUCCCAGGUUUUCUCAUUCGCAUAUUCCUCGUCAGCUCUCCAGCAAUGCGUAUUCUACGUCUUCAACGACUACCAAGGAGCGGUACUGCCUGUUUCUAUCAUGGCGAUCAUUCCUGGGGGGGAGUCCAUCAUGCUUCGAUCGGAUGUGACAAUGAUGAGCGACGACUGGACGGCAGAUGUUCAAGCGGGGGCCUCGAAUGAUGCUUCUUGCCUAAGCUCCACCCCUUCUUCCUCGGAAAGCAUCCUGCUGUUGUUACAACCGGGGACUUCCUCUCCGUCUACCAUCUCUCCGUCUAUCAGCCAUACCGGUUCUAGUUCCUCAACUAACAGUUUUGUUGCAACUAUUGCUGGAGUAGCAGUCGGAGGUGUAUUUGCACUUGCUGCACCGGUGACCCUUGGACUGUGCCUCAUCCAAAGGAGGCGCAGAAAUGAUUCUACUUACUCCCAUCUUGGGCCACAUAGUUCACCUCCUUUACACCCGGGAGACCUUUACCGCUUCGAUGUAUCUACGACUGCACAGGGAUACUCCCUUCAAUACGAAAGAGACCGUGCCCCGUCCUUCGUGCUGCCAGGUCAAACUUCACCCAGGAUGGCCCUCCCCGCUCUGCAGAACACCCACAGUUUAUCCCGUACCUCAACAACCCUGCAGCAAGACUCCGUUGCCAACAUACCGUCGGUACCGUCAUUUUCCGGGUCCACGCGGCACAAUAAUGUCCAUGCGCAUGCAGAGUGUGUUUCAGCUCCCGCAUCCCAGGUCAUCUACUUUCUGCCAUCGUACUCGGAAACUUCAGGGCCCAGGGGCCAUCACCAUCGCCAGCAAAGAAGGGCGGGUAUUUAGAACUUGGUGAACAGGAGAGGCAGCAGUUGGAUUUUUAACUUUAUCGCCCUCCCUUAUUCACACUUUUAUUACAGCUAACUGCGAUAGCAAUGGGUAUGGGGGAUGGUGAAGGGUUUGCUUCCCCCACAUGUAUAUCCGGAACAUACUUACGUUACCGAUAACUUUUGAUUCGCUGUUUAGCGCAUAUGCCAGGUCAGCUUCGGUUUUCCCACACACUACAUGUGAUGUCUUUUUUCUCACGUAUUUAUCCGUGCUUACACCAUUCCAAUAGAACGAC
Pisolithus orientalis is the source of this 1338-nucleotide messenger RNA. RefSeq lists its product as uncharacterized. The record is from RefSeq and is a predicted model, not a curated record. Bases 156 to 1061 code for a protein of 301 amino acids. NCBI's taxonomy places the organism in Eukaryota, Fungi, Basidiomycota, Agaricomycetes, Boletales, Pisolithaceae. The transcript has 4 exons.